Quercus robur (English oak) is the source of this 1514-nucleotide messenger RNA. Its product is annotated as probable xyloglucan endotransglucosylase/hydrolase protein 32. Gene Ontology annotation, molecular function: xyloglucan:xyloglucosyl transferase activity; hydrolase activity, hydrolyzing O-glycosyl compounds. Gene Ontology annotation, cellular component: apoplast; cell wall. The transcript is spliced from 4 exons. The record is from RefSeq and is a predicted model, not a curated record. Lineage: Eukaryota; Viridiplantae; Streptophyta; Magnoliopsida; Fagales; Fagaceae. Gene Ontology annotation, biological process: xyloglucan metabolic process; cell wall biogenesis. Bases 289 to 1191 code for a protein of 300 amino acids.
CAAGUGAGCAACCAUAACUAACAAGUUUUCACAAAAGAAGGUAGUUUUCUAACUAUAAGGAAUGAAAAGAGAGUAGCACAUUCAACAAGUUGCACAAUUUUUGUAUACACACUUUGUCCACAUGAAUAACUCCCCCAUCAACUAACUUAUCACCUUACCUGCAAUGUGGGGCCUUUAAUCUCUCUAUUUAUACCAACUGCAAAGCCACACUCUUCCAUACACACCACCUACUUCCCAAUUCAGUGUCCCACCCUGCAUUUAAGCAGAGUGACUCCAAUAUUUGCUUCAAUGCCAUCUUAUUCCAUCUUCCUCUUCAUGGCUCCUCUUUUGUACCUCAUUCUCUCUUUGAUGAUUGCUUCAAUCAGUGCUCAGGGUCCACCCUCACCAGGCUACAGCCCAAGUUCCAAAAUUAACUCCAUAACCUUUGAUCAAGGCUUUAGGAACCGCUGGGGUCCUCAGCAUCAGAAAGUAGACCAGGACACAUUAACAAUCUGGCUUGAUAGUAGCUCAGGAAGUGGGUUCAAGUCAUUACAAACAUAUCGAUCAGGGUACUUUGGUGCAGCCAUCAAGCUCCAAUCCGGUUAUACUGCAGGAGUCAUUACAUCACUCUAUCUUUCGAACAAUGAAGACUACCCUGGGAACCAUGAUGAAAUCGACAUUGAGUUCCUUGGAACUACACCAGAUAAGCCAUAUACUUUGCAGACGAAUGUAUAUGUCAAAGGAAGUGGAGAUGGAAAUAUUAUUGGAAGAGAGUUGAGGUUUCAUCUCUGGUUUGAUCCUACACAAGAUUAUCACAACUAUGCUAUAGUGUGGAAUCCUAGUGAGAUAAUUUUCCUAGUGGAUGAUGUGCCAAUUAGGAGGUAUCCAAGAAAAAGUGAUGCUACAUUUCCAUUAAGGCCAAUGUAUUUGUACGGUUCAAUUUGGGAUGCGUCACCCUGGGCAACUGAGGAUGGAAAAUACAAAGCUGAUUAUCAGUACCAACCCUUCACUGGUAAAUACACAAAUUUCAAACUAGGCGGCUGCACUGCCAAUGGACCCGCCUCAUGCCGCCCGCCCUCUGCCUCGCCAUCUAGCUCCAGCGGCCUAAGCGGACAGCAGUACUCGGCCAUGGAAUGGGUCCAGAAAAAUUAUUUGGUUUACAACUACUGUCAGGAUCCAAAAAGAGACCACACCCUUAUACCUGAGUGUUAGGGAACUAAGAAUUGGAUCUUUUUCAAAUGAAGAUGAUCCUUUUUCAAGUACUAGAGUGUUAGUGUGUGACUAAAUUAAUUUUUUAUCUUUUUAAGUAUGUUACAAUUUGUGAACACACAGUUAUUUCAAUUGUCAAAAGCUUGUUUAGGGGGGUCCUUGAGAUGGGUCCAACUUACUAAAAGAGUAGUUGAGCGUCCAAGCCCCCCAAGAUUUGCAGUGUAUUAUUGUUUAUGUUGUACUAUUGAUUUGGUUGUAUUAUUGUUGGAAUAAAUUAUUUAGUGAUGAGUGCUUUAUAAAGAAAUAUAUAGAUAUGUUUGACUUGA